AUCCGACAGUCCAUGAAAGCGUCACAAAGCGCGUAAAAGAAACAAACAUGGCGGACACGGUGUCUGACGGUGAAGUUCAACCCGUGAAGCCGAAACGCCGCCGAAUCCUCGACCCGUCGGCCAUCGUCCCCGUCCCAGUUUACUCCAACAAGGUGAGCAGCAGUUUGCAGCUGAAGCCGACGGCAGCGUUGUUCACCACGAAGCCAAACUCAGACGACGGCCCCGACGACAGUUUGUGGUCCGAGUUUUCGUCUCGAGAAACGCCUCCGCCCAUCAUCACUCUCAGCGACUCGGAGGACGAAGCAGAGCCCAAACGACGCGAAGCAGAGAAACAACCAGAAGCAGUUCGUUGUCCGUCUCCUCCUCCAGAGAGUCCGGUCCAGAAACAAUCCAGGAAGGUCCAACAGAAGAUCAAUGAAAUCGACCGGAGUCUUCGGGCUGUCAGCUCUCUUCUCUCUCCGGAGUGUCCGAACCAAACGACCAGACGCCGACGCCGCCGGUCGUCUUCACCGCCGGAGAAGCAGCAAGACGACGUCAUCAUCAUGAGCCCCAACGACGACGAUGACAUCAUCAUCAUGAGCCCCGAGCCGCAGAGUUCAGAGUACAGCCAGUCGGUCCGAGAGAUUCCCCUGAAGAUCCGCUGCAGAACCGACGUCCACAAGAUCCCGGUUCUGUCGUCGACACCUCUUAGUGACGUGGUUUCUCAGCUGUCCCUCAUCCUGAGCGUCCCGCCUCCUCGCCUGCUGCUGCUGAGGGAGGAAGUCGAGCUGCCGAUGGACGCCACCGUCAGCGAGCUCGGCCUCGGUAUCGCUGACAUCAUCGAGUGUGUCGUCAUGGCAGCGGAGGACAAAAGUGAAGCUUGCAGCGGCAGCAUCAUCACCGUGAGACUGCAGAGCAAAGACAGAGCUUCCUCUCAGGAGUUUUCUCUGGACAGAGGUUCUCCGCUGGGCUCCGUCUUCUCCAAGUAUCUGUCCACGAUGUCUGCCGGCAAUCAGAAAAAGGUCAGAUUCCACUUCGACGGCUGCAAAGUGACGAACAGCCAGACGCCGGCUCAGCUCGACAUGGAGGAUGGAGACAUCAUCGAAGUGUGGACCUGACCCUCACCGUGGUUUCUGACAUUUUAUUUUAUGUAAAUGGGGAGCCUCCGAUUCGGUAUUUCAGUUACUUUAUCAAGUAAAGUCACUUUAUUUUGUAAAUGCUGAAAAUGCAAACUUGCAGCUUUUGUUCAGCUGAAUAUAGAAUUAUAUUUUUUCAAAAUGUAAUUAAAAAAACUACAAACCUC
Messenger RNA from Acanthochromis polyacanthus (spiny chromis), 1282 nucleotides. It is a transcript of the gene nfatc2ip, whose product is annotated as nuclear factor of activated T cells 2 interacting protein. Gene Ontology annotation, biological process: cytokine production; positive regulation of transcription by RNA polymerase II. NCBI's taxonomy places the organism in Eukaryota, Metazoa, Chordata, Actinopteri, Pomacentridae. Bases 48 to 1097 code for a protein of 349 amino acids. The record is from RefSeq and is a predicted model, not a curated record. The transcript is spliced from 9 exons.